AAUUGGUCCUCCGUCAUGGCAACCAGAUAAAACUGUGCCUAUAGAACCUGCCAUUCCUAAAUCCUCAGCCGUCGCUUCUCCUACAACACAAACACUUAAUUCUCCAACUACCACAUAUGCUGUAGUAAGCACUAGCAUUAGUGACGGUAGCAACAAUAACAAUGGUAACACAAACGGUAAUGAUGUAAGCAAUCCUAAGACUAGCAGCACUGCUAAUAUAACCACAGUAGUUGUCGAUGGAUCGCAAACUCGUUUAAUCACAAUGGUAACUCCUACAACAGCGACAACACGAAUGCCAGAUUCAGCUAUUGGAGUUACAGUUUUUUCAAGUUUACCAACCACCACUUCUCCUCCUCCUCAAAAUACUACUAUGGUAAACGACUCUUUUUCGAAUGCUGCGAGAGAUGACUUGACGAUUUUGAGGAAAUUUGUGUUUGGAUUGGUGACGAUUAUGGGAAUGAGUUUCUGGAAAGUUUUAUAG
Molecule: messenger RNA, 481 nt
Organism: Ambispora leptoticha
Lineage: Eukaryota; Fungi; Glomeromycota; Glomeromycetes; Archaeosporales; Ambisporaceae
Source: the annotation of a GenBank genome assembly